AAAAAAGUUUCACAUGGCCUCACUGCCAUGGCUGAUUCCUUCACGAGUGGCGCCGCGACGGCCGUUUGCGUCAGGGGCGCGACCGGAUGGUCGAUGUCCAUCAAUGGGGAAUACAUCCGCACAGCUGCUUUGCAAGAUGGCCGGGCCGUCUUUCGGAAGGCGGACUCCUCCAAGGUCUUGGCCUACAAAUCCUCUCGCCGCGCCUGGCUGGUGAGCCGCUCGCUCCUGGGCGGCUCCUAUGCGCAGUGCGGUGGUCCUGAUGUUCUGAAUCCAACUGACAUUGAGUCGUGUACCGUGGGAAUGGCUGCUCAUUCGGUUGAGGUCCAGGACAUGCCUUUGCCUCGAGAACUCUUGGUCUUGGGCCAGGUGGCGCAAGAACUCGGCCUGGAGGGCACCUAUUGCCGCGAGGAGGCUCCUUCGAUCUUCCCCGACUUCCGACGCUGCGACGCCUCGGGGCCUCCGAAGGGAUCCAUCUCGCUGGCGUAUCAGAAUGGCUCUUGGAGCUUUUUCAGGCGCGAGCGGGAGGUCGGCGGUGCGCGUGACGCCGAGCUCUCCGCUCCGCGCUGUGCGAGCGACGCGGUGCGCCCGGAUCGCUUGAUCUCCAGCUGCUUCGGCUACUCCGACGCCGAGCUCUCCAUCCUGCCGGGAGGGACCGGUGGUGUGGGUCGCGCGGCACCGCUCUUGGAGCUGGGGGGUCCCGAGUUGGGCCCUGCCGCGCAUCUGCGGGGCGAAUAUGUGCGGAGUGGCCAUCACCACGGGCGCGCCGCGUAUGUGAAGCCGGGCGGGUCCAUGCGCUUGUUUUACAGUCACGACCUGGGUGGUUGGCAUGUGGCCAACUCCUUUGCCGGUGGCCUUGCACAGCAGAUGGACGCGUGCGCGUUGAAGGUGGAGGACCUUCAAGGCACAUGGCAGGUGUUGAAUCACCAGGGCCAAAUGCAAGAGGUACCUUUGGCUUUGAUGGCAAGAGCAUCACCUCCAUGGUUGAGCUUCACUGGUUGGCCUGCCCAUCUACAGAUGUUGCAAGGCGACUAUCACUUGCUACCCGAUUUCGACUGGCUUGGCCGACCAUCCUAUGCCUUGCAUGUGUCGCAGAAAGACUUGGGCAUGCUUUGCGUGAAGUCCAUCAUUUCCUGUGCUAGUCGGAAGGUUGCAUUUGCAGUGGUCUCGUCGGACUCGGCCUGGUCGGUGACUCUGCUGGGACGCCGCGUCGCUGGAGCCGACGGGGGACGAUGGUGGCCCACAGGAGCACGGCACUGGCAUUUGACCGAGGGGAAGAGGUGCAGGAGCGUGCCUUCCAUGCGCAUCAUGGAGGAACAGCUCGCACCGAGCGCCGUCUUGGUCUUUGGCUGGAACGGUGUGCUGAACGCAGCAGUGAACGGCGAGUACCUGCGCCGGACCGCCCCAGGGCGUGCCUCCUAUGCCAAGAGCGACGGCUCAGCAGAGCUUUUCUAUAACGAGGCAGAGGCUCUCUGGACCAUCCGCCGCGGGUCCAGUGCACUGGCGACCUGCAGUCGGCCGCACGUGCGAGAUCCUGUCCGCCUGCCGAGCUGUUGGAAUGUCGCCCACUUUGCUGCCCCUGCACUGCAGAUCCGCGCACUCUCCCCAGCAGUUGCGCUGAUGCUGGAGGGAAACACCUCCUGCGACGGAGUCUUCGAGCUCAUGGGCCUUUGGAACAGACGGCCAAGCUAUUUGGAAAGAGGCCUGCCGGCCUCCCGCGAACUGCGCGGCGGACCCGCGUCCUGCUGGCUCCGCUCGACCACCACGCGGUGGCACUUGGGAGCUGGAAAUACCGAGGUCGCGGACGAAGACCACGGAACAGGCAGCUUCUCACCCGAAGCUGGCUUCGCGGAGGCGAUGCGCUUGGAAGGAGGUUGGCGCUGGAGGUCCUUGCAAGCUGUGGCACCGUUGGAGCUGCGCCUGCGGCGCGUGCCGGUCGUAGGCGCCAAGCGGUUGCAGGUCCGAGGAGCGCAGGUGUUGGAAGGGACCUACCUCCGUGUUGAGGAUCAUGAUGGACGGGCAGCGUACGAACGCCUCUCCGGUGAAAAGGUCAGCUUGAGAUACAGCAAUUUGAACGGCGAUUGGCGCUUCAGCGCGGCAGCUCCAGGCGCCGCGCCGCGGUUGCUGGCCUUCAACGGCUCGGUGGAGGUCCCGGCGCCGGAGGCGCUGCGCACUUGGCGCAUCCCUUUGAGCAGCCUGCGCUUUGAAGAGGUGGAUUUGAUCAUCACCGCUUGGACGCCACGAUCGCAGCGAAUGAUUUGGCCCUUGCUGUUCCUGUUGUGCUGGCCUACUUGAGGGACACAUCCAUUGCAGAGAUGCCCAGGGCUGGCGGACGAGGUGUGUAGAAGGAUUCCUUCUACAGGCAAACUUGCCUGUCAUGAUGAGUUCUUUUCGCUGAAGAAGCAUAUCGCACCCAGGAGUGGACAUCGGCCGGAGGAGCCUCUCUCCUGCUGCUUCAGUGUCGCGAGGAGGGCCAUGCCGGCGCUCUGGCGAGGAGAUGGCGCACAUGGGACCUUGAGGAAGACUGGUGGCACACGCGCAGGCAAUGGACUCCUUGAGCAGCAGGCAGCGACCCCGCAUCCCAUGAGGAGCGAGACACCACCGAAACAAGAGAAUAUCAGUGGCUGCAGAGUAGAUGGUACAAUCCC
Molecule: messenger RNA, 2645 nt
Organism: Durusdinium trenchii
Lineage: Eukaryota; Dinophyceae; Suessiales; Symbiodiniaceae
Source: the annotation of a GenBank genome assembly